Messenger RNA from Pochonia chlamydosporia 170, 1968 nucleotides. RefSeq names its product right handed beta helix region domain-containing protein. The record is from RefSeq and is a predicted model, not a curated record. The transcript is spliced from 2 exons. Lineage: Eukaryota; Fungi; Ascomycota; Sordariomycetes; Hypocreales; Clavicipitaceae. Bases 1 to 1968 code for a protein of 655 amino acids.
AUGAAGCCUCUUCUUUGGACGUUCUUGCUGGCAGCAGCUUUUCCAUCUCGCAUUGCGGCAUCAAACUAUUACUUUGACGGCUCUGCUGCCAAUAACGGCAAUGGUCAGCAGUCAUCGCCUUUCAAUACUCUGGCAGAACUCGACAAGUUGUCUCUCAAACCUGGGGAUAAUGUUCUCCUCAAAAGAGGCACACACUUCAACGAGACCUUGACAGUCAAGAGCAGCGGUUCGCAGAGUGCCCCAAUCACUAUCGGUUCAUAUGGCGAUGCGAAGUUUCCUUUGCCAAUUAUUACUGCCAAACCCAGUGAUCUCAAUAGUGUCUUGGUGCAAGGAACUUCAUACGUCACACUCCAGGAUUUGGAAAUUACCAACCCAGGAAGCAAUAAGACGGCACGCCGAGGUGUUUACGUCUAUGCCCAGGACUCGGGCGAAGUCAAGGGCCUCACAAUACGACGGCUGUAUAUCCACGAUGUACAGGGCCGCAUGCCGUCUACCAGUGGUGGUGAUCGGGCUGUUGGCAAGUAUUCCGGCGCUUCGGGGGGCAUCAUCAUUGAAGCUGCUGGCAACAACACGCCUACAUAUUUUCGUGAUACACUCAUUGAAGACAACAUCCUUCGGGAUGUGAGCCGUCAAGGAAUCUACACUUGGUCGAAUUGGUGCCGCAGAGAUGCCAUGGCCGCAUUUUGGCGUAAGCUAUGUUUUCAGAACUGGCAGGCAUCGACGGGUUUGAGGGUCCGCAACAACCGCUUGUUCAAUAUUGGUGGAGAUGGAAUUGUAGUUCACGGCAAUACUGAUGCCGUGGUAGAGCAUAACCGUCUUCAUGUGUUCAAUCUCAACAAUGGUGGUGUUAGUGCGGGCUUUUGGACGGCAAAUGCGGACGGCACUUUGUUUCGAUAUAACACUGUUUCGGGAGGCAAAACUACAAACGAUGGUAUGUCUUACGACGUGGACCACUCCUCGUCUGGAACUGUAUAUGAGUAUAAUGUAUCUCACGACAACGAAGGAGGAUUUUUCCUCUUAUGCCCGUACGACAAACCAACUACCAAUUUCACUAUCCGCUACAACCUGUCAGUAAAUGAUCGGGCACGAGUAAUCCAAGUGUGUUCUGGUAAUCUCGUUGGGGGCAAGUUUUACAAGAAUACCAUUGUAAUUGGCGAUGGAAUCAACUCCAACAUUGUCCACGCUCCACUGAAGCAGAAUCUGAAGCUAGAUGUGCUCUUCACCAACAACAUCAUACAAAAAUUUGGCUCUGGAAAGGGUACAUGGCAGCUCGACAGUUCUCUAUUCAAAAUCGACAACAACAUUAUGCGCGGCGCCAUUAACUCAUAUCCCGGCGCCACUAAUACCAGCACGAGCGACCCGUUUCUCGCAGCACCAGGGUUGAAGGAUCCGAACGCCUAUCUCUUGCUUGGUGGCUCGCCUGCUCUGAACUCUGCCGUAGCUGUGGACGGCGACAUAUCAAGAGACUUCUUUGGCAACCCUACGAACAAGAACAAAAACCUGGGCUUUUACAGCGGCAAGGCUACUCAAACACCUCAGUGGAUUAGCAAUUUCGACCAAGGCACCACCGAAGGAUGGACCACCACCGGUCAGGUUUCCGUUGUGCCUGAUCCUGCGGGAGAUUUGGGAAAGUCGGGUCGAAUUGAUGCGGGUGGUCGAUUGACGCGUUCUUAUCAAGCUUCUGCUACUGGUGUCCGGUUUGAUGUAGGGUUACUAUUCACUGCGGUUAGUGGACGGGCGGCAACGGUUCAGGUCGGCAAGUACGUCGUGACUUUGGAUGGCAUCGUUGCAGCGCAUGUUGGGUACUGGCAUAUUUUGGAGGUUAUCAUUGAUGACCAUGGAAAGGCCAAGGCUGUAUUGGAUGGAAAGUCUGUGAAGGCGGUUGACCAGGGUGGAAACAACGACGUGGUGAUAACAGCUGGGGGUUCGACACUUUACGUUGACGAUGCUUUCAUCGUGUCGCAAUAG